Messenger RNA from Cetraspora pellucida, 453 nucleotides. The record is from the annotation of a GenBank genome assembly. Lineage: Eukaryota; Fungi; Glomeromycota; Glomeromycetes; Diversisporales; Gigasporaceae.
AUGAAGCAUCAAAACAAUAACGAACAUAUCUCAUCUAUUGAAAACCCUAAUAAGGUUCCUCUAAAGGAUAUUACAUUCACAACAACUACACUAGAAAAUAAUUCAAAGUUGAAAGGAGGAUCAAGAAAACGAAGUUGGAUAUGGGAUCAUUUUAAAGAUUUACCUACUAAUCAAGGGUUUAAAGGAUGGUGCAAAGAACUAAAAAAAGAUGGAAAUCUAUGUAAUCAUAUGGUUGAAACUGAUAGUAGUACAGGAAAUUUCAGUGACUAUCUUCAGAAUAAUGAAACAGGUUUCGCUCAUGCUGCAAGAUUUCAAGGCCCAUUUUUACUCAAUGACAAUAUUACAUAUCAGAACCUUGUUCGUAAAUGCGCGGGAAAUCUAAAACCUUAUUCUCCUAUAUGGAAUAUUCAUGCUAUGAGAAUGCCAAAUUUAGAUUAUCUUCAACGUUUUUAG